Messenger RNA from Sclerotinia borealis F-4128, 1158 nucleotides. NCBI's taxonomy places the organism in Eukaryota, Fungi, Ascomycota, Leotiomycetes, Helotiales, Sclerotiniaceae. The record is from the annotation of a GenBank genome assembly.
AUGGCACAAACAUUACGUCUAGCAGUCUCGCAAACACACACUCUCUCUACAACAUCUGCAACCCUUGCCGCCCUCUCUGAAACCACACAACGAGCCUCGACGAAAUCUAUCGAUCUCAUUCUAUUCCCAGAAGCAUAUUUAGGAGGUUAUCCCCGGACAGCUACAUUUGGCGCAGCAAUUGGAGCUCGAGAUCCUAAAGGUCGUGAACAAUUCCUACAUUACUACAAAGAUGCUGUCGAUUUAGGGGAUACGCCAGAAGGAUCAGGAAAGAAAUGGGUAAACAAAGAACUUGAGGUUGGAGAUGAUGGAAAACGCGGAGAUGGAACAAGAGAGGAGCUUGAGAGAAUUGCGAGGGAGACUGGAGUAUUCAUUGUGACCGGAUUAGUUGAGAGAUGUGGUGGGAGUUUAUAUUGUGGUGUUGUCUAUGUUUGUCCAAGAUUAGGAAUAAUUGGAAAGAGGAGAAAAGUUAUGCCAACCGGCAGUGAGAGACUUAUAUGGGGUCAAGGUCAACCUUCAUCAUUGCGAGCGGUUGCUACCAUAAUUCGAGGUGUGAAACUUACACUGGCGGCUGCGAUAUGCUGGGAGAAUUACAUGCCCUUAUUACGACAAUCCCUUUAUAGCCAAAACGUCAAUUUAUAUCUGGCUCCCACGGCAGAUGCGAGGGAUACGUGGCUACCAUUAAUGCGAACGGUCGCGUGUGAGGGUAGAUGCGUGGUACUGAGUGCGAAUCAAUGCAUAAAGAGAUCAAAUCUUCCGAGCUGGAUUACUGGAUACAACAAAGAAGACAGUGCUAUUGAAGAUGGGCAUUUUGAUGGAUAUAAGCAUACUCAAUCAAGGUCGAGGAGGAAAUCCAUUCUUACUGAUGAUGGAUGUGAGAUUGCACUUCCACAGAGGAUAGAAGGAAUACCGGAGGUCAUCGAAACUCCCAAAAAAGAUACGUCUGAGUUUAUUUGUAGAGGUGGUUCGUGUAUCAUUUCUCCUUUGGGUGAUGUUCUUGCGGGUCCAGUAUGGGAAGAUGAGAAUGGUUUAUUAUUGGUUGACAUCGAUUUUGAAGAUUGUUUGAGGGGCAGAUUGGAUCUGGAUGUAGGUGGAAGUUAUUCGAGGAAUGAUGCUUUCAAAUUGACAGUGGAAGGGUUGGAUUUGAGCCCUCCUCCUUGA